Molecule: messenger RNA, 3342 nt
Organism: Ornithorhynchus anatinus (platypus)
Lineage: Eukaryota; Metazoa; Chordata; Mammalia; Monotremata; Ornithorhynchidae
Gene: MTRR
Product: 5-methyltetrahydrofolate-homocysteine methyltransferase reductase
Exons: 17
Coding region: 220-2325 (701 amino acids)
Biological process (GO): homocysteine metabolic process
Cellular component (GO): cytosol
Molecular function (GO): flavin adenine dinucleotide binding; [methionine synthase] reductase (NADPH) activity; FMN binding
Source: RefSeq, a predicted model, not a curated record
GCUGGACCGAUCGCCGACGGUCCUUAACUCUCAGGGGAGUAGCCCCUUCGAACGGAAGAGUCUCCGAUCACGGAGGGGCUUCCCGACAAUUGUAGCGUACAUCGGCCUUAGUGACGAUCAUCUUGGGUGGAAGAGAAACCUUUCAGAGCACCAGGAAAGCAGAUCCUGCCUGCAGAGAGUGGGAGAAUCUUCGGAGAGCAAAAAUCACAAGAUAUUCACAUGCACCUAGCUGGUCCAUGCUGUGAAAUGACAAGAUUUCUGCUGCUGUAUGCGACCCAGCAAGGGCAGGCCAAAGCGAUAGCAGAGGAAAUAAGUGAGCAAGCGGAGACACGUGGCUUUUCUGCAGACCUUCAUUGUUUGAGCGAGUCCGACAAGUAUAACCUAAAAACGGAAACCGAUCCGGUCGUCAUUGUCGUGUCUACCACGGGCAACGGAGACCCUCCUGACACAGCAGUAAAGUUCGUGAAGAGAAUCCAGGACAAGACCCUGACAGCUGACUAUUUUGCUCAUCUGCGGUAUGGAUUGCUGGGUUUGGGAGAUUCCGAAUACACCUACUUUUGUAAUGGUGGCAAAGUGAUUGAUAAACGACUUCAAGAACUUGGUGCCAGGCAUUUUUAUAACACUGGACACGCAGACGAUUGUGUUGGGUUGGAACUUGUAGUAGAACCGUGGAUUGACGGGCUUUGGACUGCCCUGCAAGAGCAGUUUACGUUACGGAAAGAAGACAUGAGCGGAGUCGUCAGGACAGCGUCUGGUGAUGUGUCCUCAAGAACAGAUCAAGGGAAACGGGACGCGCUAUGCGUCGAUCCACAGAUUGAGCUUUUGAGACUGGAUGAUUCGGGGGUAAAACGUUCCCCAACUUCAACACAAGACACAGUUAACGUUCAUUCGGGAACACUCAUCGAAAAUUUGGAAUCUUCACUGAUUCGAUCCGUCCCGCCCCUUUCGCGGGCUGCUCUUAACAUUCCUGCUCUCCCACCCGAGUAUUUAAAUGUACAGUUUCAGGAUCCUAUUGGUGAGGAGGCCCAUGUACCCUGUGAGCCUUCAGUGGAUAUGAUUUUUCAGGUUCCGGUUUCAAAGGCAAUUCCACUCACUAGAGAGGAUGCUGUGAAAACAACUUUGUUUCUGGAGCUGGACAUUUCUAAAACAUCAUUUUCUUACCAACCUGGGGAUUCCUUUAAUGUAAUUUGCCCUAAUAGAGAUGAUGAGGUUCAAGACCUACUUCGGAGCCUACACCUUUUGGAGAAGAGAGAAUCCUGUGUUUUCCUGGAGAUUAAAGACGGCACUAAAAAGAAAGGAGCAUCUGUACCUCAAUAUAUACCUGAAAGGUGUUCCCUCCAGUUCAUCCUUACCUGGUGCCUGGAAAUCAGAGCCGUUCCUAAAAAGGCAUUUUUGCGAGCCCUUGUAGAACAUACCGGUGAUGCCGCAGAAAAGCGGAGGUUGCAAGAACUCUGUAGCAAACAAGGAGCGGCCGAUUAUAACCGUUUCAUAAGAGACUCUUGCGUCUGCUUGUUGGACUUACUCCGGGCUUUUCCGACUUGCAGACCGCCCCUCGGCCUGCUCGUAGAACAUCUUCCUAAGCUCCAAGCCCGACCGUACUCGUGUGCAAGUUCCAGUUUGUUUCAUCCGGGAAAGUUGCACUUUGCGUUUAACAUCGUGGAGUUUCCACUCUGCCCAGCCCGAAAAGGAGUGUGUACGGGGUGGCUGGCCAAACUCAUCGCCCCCGUCCUGCAGCCCUACGGAAGUGCCCGGCGGGAAGGGGAUGAGCAAAGCGUGGCUCCAAAGAUCACCAUUUUUUCACGAACAACAAAUUCUUUCCACCUACCCAGUGAUACUUCAGUCCCUGUUAUCAUGGUGGGUCCAGGAACUGGAGUGGCACCGUUUAUUGGUUUUCUCCAACAUAGACAGAAGCUCCAAGAACAGUAUCCAAAUGGGAGCUUUGGAGAAAUGUGGCUGUUUUUUGGCUGCAGACAUCGGGAUAGAGAUUAUCUGUUCAGAGAUGAGCUUGGACGUUUCCUUCAGAAUGGCACUUUGACUCAUUUGAAAGUCUCCUUUUCAAGAGAGGUUCCCGAUGGGCCGGAAAUUGCCUCGCCAAAAUACGUGCAAGACAACCUUCGUCUUUGUGCUCGGGAGGUGGCAAGAAUCCUGCUCAGAGAAAAGGGUUAUUUCUACGUGUGUGGUGACGCCAAGAACAUGGCCAGAGAUGUAAAUGAUGUUCUAAUAGAGAUCUUAACCAGUGAAGCGGAAGUUGAAAAAUUAGAAGCAUUGAAAAUAUUGGCCACUUUAAGGGAAGAAAAACGCUAUCUACAAGAUAUCUGGUCUUGAAGCCUGGAUUCCGCAUUCAGGAAAUAAAGGAAGACCGUCACGCCGGUUCAGCCCCGGGUACUUCAAGAAGACCGUCGUACUGCUUGAGAUUAGUCCUUAGUUCACAUUACUUUAUUUGCUUGGGGGAACUUUCUAGAACAGACAUAGCACAUGCCUCUGGGCGUUCUCAUCAAUGGCAUUCUUGAACAUCGCUUUUAAAACAACUUAAGUAAUGAAAUAUGAAUUAGGGGGUUUGCUGCAACAAGUGACCCGUAAAUCCGGUGUAGGGUUAGCGUGGGCAUCUCAGUGGUCCGAUCUCUCUUGCCUCCGAACGGAGGAUCCCAGACGGAAAUGACCGUGGAGCCGGAUCCGAACAGAACGCUGCCGUGUGUGCCGUCCACCCUCCGACCCCCUCGCCCGGGAUCGCCGGCCCGCUCGUUUUCAAACUGAUGGCUGAAACGCACAUCGAAAGAAUAUAUCGCCACGUUUCAUCCAGGUGUUUACAAACGAUUAACUUAUUGCCAGAAUAAAGUAUUUUGAAAUAGUUAUUUUUCUAUCUAUUUUAAUGCAGAUUACAUAUAUGAAAAUCCGCUUGAAAUGCUGUUGGGCUAAGGAUUUGACAAGCUCCUGUUCUUCCGUUUUAAGGAGAAAACUGCUUCAGAUAAGAAAGAACUUUAGAGGUAGCAAUUCAUUUACUGAGUUACCACGUUAAUGUGCCAAAUUUUUGCCUUUAGUCUUUUAAUGGUAGCUUUUCUCGUUCUAGUUUCUUUCUGGAAAGGGAGUUAGAGAAAAUAAGGAUGUAGAAGAGACAAAACUCUAAUUCUUAAAAGGUCCAGGCCAAACUGCCAGUGGCUGUCAUGCCCUGAAGAAAUGUAACGGACAGACCCAAGCCUCAGAUUCCAUUUCUCUUAUGGCAAGUUGUUUGGAAAUAAUUUACAGCUGCAGGUCUAACGCAGGCGUGGGCGAUUUCGGUCAGGGGCCGUGUCUCACACGAUAUCCGGUGUUCACAAUUCCCGUCAAUAAAAUUCAUUACGACUA